This is a messenger RNA of Triticum aestivum (bread wheat), 1302 nucleotides long. Its product is annotated as probable indole-3-acetic acid-amido synthetase GH3.7. The record is from RefSeq and is a predicted model, not a curated record. The annotation marks the transcript as partial. The transcript is spliced from 4 exons. Gene Ontology annotation, cellular component: cytoplasm. Lineage: Eukaryota; Viridiplantae; Streptophyta; Magnoliopsida; Poales; Poaceae. Gene Ontology annotation, molecular function: acid-amino acid ligase activity.
CGCCCGGACGGCGGCUUGCCACCGGACGGUGACCUCUGGGAGGCCUUCAAGAAGCGUGUGCCUGUCUCCGGCUACGACGACAUCAAGCCGUACGUGGAUCGUAUCGCCUCCUCCAGCCGCGAGUCGUCGUCCACUAAUCUUCUCUGCUCCGAGCCCAUCACCCACCUCCUCAGAAGCUCGGGCACAUCUGGUGGCAAGCAGAAGAUCUUCCCGUCCACCGCCGAGGAGCUCGACCGGAAGCUCUUCUUCUAUGGUGUCCAGGCACUCGUGAGGAACAUGCAUUUACAUGCUGACCAGGAGAGCAAGCGCGGCAUGGGGAUGCGCCUCACCCUCACCUUCCCCGUCGAACACACGCCGUCCGGCCUUCAGGUCCAGGCGGCCACCACCGCCUAUUACUGCAGCAGCCAGUUCCAGGACCACGAGGUGGGCGGGUUCGACCGGUGCACCAGCCCCAUGGAGGCCAUCCUCUGCCCGGACGCCGAGCAGAGCAUGUACUGCCAGCUGCUCUGCGGCCUGCUCAACCGCGACUCCGUGAACCACGUCGGCACCUCCUUCGCCAACAGCUUCGUCCGAGCCAUCAAGUUCCUGGAGCAAAACUGGGAGGAGAUGUGCUCCGACAUCCGCACCGGCAGCCUCAGUGGCCGGAUAACGCAUGCGCCCCUGCGUGACGCCGUCAUCCAGCGAUACCUGCGAGGGCCCGAUCCGGCACUGGCUGACGCGGUCGCGUCGGAGUGCGCUGCUAGGCCCUGGGACGGUAUUGUCACCAGGCUAUGGCCGCGGGCACGGUGUGCCCUCACCAUAGUCACCGGCUCCAUGGCGCAGUACAUUCCGAUCCUCUGGAGCUACUGCGGUGGCCGGUUGCCGAUAGUCUCGCCCUGCCAUGCAUCUACCGAGUGUGCCGCCGGAGUCAAUCUAAGGCCUCUCGACCCGCCCAGCCAUGCGUCGUAUGCGUUGCUUCCUAACAUCGCCUACUUUGAGUUUGUCGAGAUACAGCCUCGUGAUGAAGAAACUCCUACUGUUGAUGACGAUGGCGAUCCCGGUGAGAUGAAGCUUGUAGAUCUUGUGGAUGUCAAAAUUGGUCAGACCUAUGAGCUGGUUGUCACCACCUUUGCAGGUCUUUACAGGUACCGAGUUGGUGACCUUCUCACCGUGACUAGCUUCUAUAAUGCAACACCAUUGUUCCACUUCUCGGGACGACAUGAUGUUAUCUUAAGUAUAGACCAUGAGAAGAUAAGCGAGGAGGAACUACUCAGGGCAAUUUCACAGGCUAUUGAGCUCCAUCUUGGCCCUCUUGGAUACAUG